This is a messenger RNA of Ooceraea biroi (clonal raider ant), 2702 nucleotides long. It is a transcript of the gene ergic53, whose product is annotated as lectin, mannose binding protein ergic53. Lineage: Eukaryota; Metazoa; Arthropoda; Insecta; Hymenoptera; Formicidae. Gene Ontology annotation, cellular component: endoplasmic reticulum membrane; Golgi membrane; endoplasmic reticulum-Golgi intermediate compartment. Gene Ontology annotation, biological process: endoplasmic reticulum to Golgi vesicle-mediated transport. The record is from RefSeq and is a predicted model, not a curated record. Gene Ontology annotation, molecular function: D-mannose binding.
GACCGACCGUCACCGUCGACAGUCGCGAUGAAGAUGGCUGCCGAGGUGAGGUGGCUUCUAGUUUUUCUUAUAUCGUGCGUGGUCUCGUCGUGUCACGGCGAGACGGCGCACAGAAAAUUUGAGUACAAGUACUCGUUCAAGCCGCCGUACUUAGCGCAAAAGGAUGGCAGCGUACCGUUCUGGGAAUACGGUGGAAAUGCCAUUGCUAGUUCAGAAAACGUUAGAGUAGCACCAUCACUCAGAAGUCAAAAAGGUGCAAUAUGGGCGAAGCAGCCGACAAAUUUUGAUUGGUGGGAAGUUGACCUAGUAUUUCGUAUAAGUGGACGAGGAAGGAUAGGAGCAGACGGUUUGGCAUUCUGGUACACGACUGCCAAAGGUUCUUACAAUGGCACUGUCUUUGGUAGCUCUGAUCUUUGGACAGGCCUGGGGAUUUUCUUCGACUCGUUCGACAACGACAAUAAGCAUAAUAAUCCGUACAUUAUGGCGAUCGUUAACGAUGGCACAAAGGUUUUUGAUCAUGCAAAUGACGGCUCUACGCAACAGUUGGCUGGUUGUUUACGAGAUUUCCGCAAUAAACCUUUUGCCACUCGAGCGCGGAUCGAAUAUUACAAGAAUACGUUAACGCUGCUGUUCCAUAAUGGCAUGACAAAUAACGAGCAAGAUUACGACAUCUGUUUCCGAGUCGAGAACGUCAUGCUGCCAAAGCAUGGAUACUUUGGAGUUUCCGCUGCUACUGGCGGCCUGGCCGAUGAUCACGACGUGCUACAUUUCCUGACCACUUCUUUGUAUCCUCCCGGACAACUACCGACGGACGGACAGAAGGUCUCCCUGGAGGAACAGGCUAAGCUUCAGCAAGAAUACCUGGAUUACCAAAAGAAGCUAGACGAACAGAAGGAAGAAUACCGCAAAGAACACCCUGAUCAGUUCCGCAAGAACGAGUUUGAAGAAUAUUACGAGACGGAAAAUCAGAGAGAAUUGCGGCAGAUCUUCAACGGGCAGAGCCAGAUGUUCGACGCUCUGCGCGAGCUGAGCAGGAAAUUGGACGAGGUCGUCGGAAGGCAAGAGAGAACGCUGAGCUUGAUAUCUCAAGUUCAAGUGGGAGGUGUGCAAGUUACGGGCGGCCAGACGGGAUCACAGCCGGGAUCACAGCCUGUGCUCAUUGACACUAUACGUCGGCAGGAAGUGGACGCUGUGUUGAAUAAUCAGAAUAUUAUAUUGAACACCGCUAGGGAAAUCAAGGCCUUCGUCGGGGAGGUUCACACCAAGGCCGAGUCGAUUCUCAGUAAUCAAGCGCGUGCCCCGACGGCGCAGGUGCAACCGAUGGGCUACGACUAUCAGUCGCUCGUGUCGGAGGUGCGGGACGGGCUUAACGCCUUGAAGAAGGACGUCAAGUCCGUAGGGAGCGCCGAUUGUCCCAACUGUUUAACGACAACCAUGUUCUUGCUGUUCAUCGGGAUACAGAUGAUAAUAUUAUUGGUGUACAGUCUUUAUCGAGACAAUAAGGAGGCACAGAUGAAGAAGCUCUACUGAGAACGUACGUCCACGUGGUGAACAUAACAAUGCAUUCUCGUUCGUGAAUUUUAUCAACACGAUAUUUUUAUUACUCGUUGUUCGUACUCGCGAGGUAUGCGUGUCUCCCGAUAUACAUUUGUAUAAUAAAACGCAUCGUUCAUCUCUGCCGAUAAGAUUCAGUGUCACCGAGGUAUCAUCAGAUAUUGUCUCGUAGGAAGAUUCUCCCGUGGCGACGUAACGCGCUGUCUCAAGUAUUCCCGUUAAUUAAGCGGGAGGCUGUCUCCGUGCGGUGACGGAUUGCGUCAUGGUCUAUCGCAUCGCGGCAGAACUCAUUUAUUCAAAGGAAUGGAUUAAAGGGGAGGGCUACUUGAUGAGUCAGUUGACGGGAAUCGACUGGCCGCAAGAUCGCUCGAUCAGGUUUUCGAAGUUACUAAUGAUAUUUCAUGAUUCUCUCCCCGCGUCGUUGAUACGCACGAUGAUUUUUAUAUUCAUAUCGCAUGCGUGCUUGUCGUUACGCGCACAUUGUUUUCGUCAGUUUUAUUCGUAACAGUUGUGUCGAUCGUUGAUUUCACUGGUUAGUGAGGGUGUAGCGCAGCUUUCUCAACGUUUCCAUGUAAAUCUCUGUACAAUAUUUUGUAUUAUGCAUUUAGUACUUGAAUAUAUACAGUUAUAUCUUGUUCAUAAGAAUUCUCACCUUUCUCGUCGUUUAUUUUUAUUUUGCGAUUGUCAUUCAUCUGCGAACUGCGCCAUUCCUUCGGAACGGAGAAUUAUUAUAGAUGACGGUGGGCGACCCUUCGCGAUCGUUAGCGUAACAGGUUUAAUAUAAAAAAAAACAUGGUUCUAAACGGGAUUGAUCGCUCUCGACUAUUCCAUCGGAGGCUAAUUGUAGUGCAGAAUGUCGUGUAUCCAAGUGUGUACUCGCGUAUACUACAAUCUGUGUCGUCAAAGUGUAUAAAAGUCGCGCGCGAUGACUGCGUCUUUGAAACUACAGUAAGGACUCUGAGCAAACGUAUGUACGUGAGUGUAAGGUGCAUGAGCGGUAGUGAUAAUAAUAUAAUACGGGAGUGGAAUGGAAGGAUUUCUGAGUUCGUUAUUUCCUGCAUUGCAUUUGUAAAAGUUUAUUGAACAUUGUAAAUGUACCAGAAGAUAUAUCUCUCUGAUAAUAAAAAUAUAAAGAGAAAAAUGGAAAA